This is a messenger RNA of Alternaria novae-zelandiae, 1182 nucleotides long. RefSeq lists its product as uncharacterized. The record is from RefSeq and is a predicted model, not a curated record. Bases 1 to 1182 code for a protein of 393 amino acids. The transcript has a single exon. Lineage: Eukaryota; Fungi; Ascomycota; Dothideomycetes; Pleosporales; Pleosporaceae.
AUGUCCUCCACACACGAGCGAUCCAUUCCCGGCCUUUCCGCCCUGUCCCCCACCGUAAACCCCGAACAAUGCUACAGCGCCCUCUCCUUCUGCCUCCCCACCUCCCUCGCCUUCGCCAAACGCCUAACCUGGGAGCAAACCCCAUGGAUCCCCCACACACUGAACCUGAAAUCCGUGAACCCAAUCGACGAAGCCGACACGCACCGCAUCGCCGCCUACCUGUCCCUCCACGGGCACUCAGUCUCAGCUCGAGACGUACAAUGCGCGUUGCUGUUCGGAAGCACAACACCCAGUCAAGACAAGAUGACAGAGGGAAUGGGGUCGUGUCCGCACCUCUUCGUCAUCUUUCCCCACGCAAGCAUGGUCCCGUGUAUCGACACCGAAUUCCUCAAAAUCUGGCACGAUGAGAUUGUCAAACCGGCGUUCGACCGCGCUUGGAAAGACUCCGGUCUCGCGUUCGUGUACGGGUCGUCACUAGACACACCAACCCGUGUCUUGCCUCCAACAGGCGUCCGCACGUCACGCGACGCGUUUCCAGCAUCUGGCUUCCUCGAGCGCCUGCGCAAAGGGAAGACCGGGGCUGUGCGAGACUACUGGCCUAGCUGGACGGAUGACUCGUGGUAUCUUGGUCUUGAAGGGAAAUAUACGGGUACACGGACUGCGAUAUACGAGACAGCCUGGGACGCCAUAAAGGGCAUGUUGAAGGACCAUCCGCAAUUAUUGUCGUACCAGGAUCCCAUCUUACUGGCGGUGUCGAGGGGAGUGGUGCAUGUGAAUCCUAGGUUGAGUACGAAAGACAAGUACAGAUACGUCGCGCAGGAGUGGGAUCGGCUUGUUGAUUCGCGGUUCGUCAAAGAAGGGAGUUUUCAGGUGGUUUUCGAGACGGUGGUGGGUAAUACGCCGGAGCCGGACGACUAUCUUGAGGACGAGGAGAUGUUGAGGGAUGAGGACCUGCUGGAUGAGGGGGAAAUCAAGAAGAUCAGGGAUAAGGAGGAGAUGUUGAAGAAAGAGGAGAUCCUAGCGAUUGAGAAGAUGGAGGCGGAUGAGCCGGUCGUGACAGUUGGGCCGGUGGAGACGACUUUGGCCGUGGAAGGAAACAGCGAAGGCAUCAAGAGGAAGGAAGACUUCAGAAUACCUACGAGUGAGGACGAGUAUCGCAAUAAGCGGAGGAGGAGGGAAUAG